AUGCUCCUGGCACCCAGCGGAUCGAGGGAGUCGUUCGACGCCAGCAAGGAACCGAUGAGGCGCAACUGGAUCGGCCGAUUGUCGUACCCGACCCCUUGGGCGCCGAGGAACGAAGCCGCCGGGUUCUCAAAACCGCCGAUCACGCCUUCGAAAGCGAUGUUACGAGGGGCUUUGGGCGUGGCACUCGUCAUUUUCAUAGGAACUGCAAUUGGGGUGCUUUCCAUUGAUGGCCCUGACCCGUGGGGGCUCAAGUCAACCCUCGAGUCUAAACUCGAGACGUACGGGGUACAGUUCGUGCCGACUCCGUAGGUAGUGGGAGUGAAAGCAACACAGAGUCCCAAGAAAAUAUGCUGAUGUUAUCUUUUCGCUCCCGCACCUACCAUCGACAGCUGCUCCAGUCCGUAUGGUGAACUCGGGAGGCUCCGGAGCGAUUUUUCGCUCCCCGAGGGGAACAAAUAGACACCGUACGACACGUCAUGCACUGCACCAGACAUGAUGACCCGGCUACGCAUACACAUCGACAAUGAAGCUCGAGCUGUCGCUGCUGAUCAACCGCCUCGGCCCUUGCGGCUACCGUUACCAAAGCAGCGCCCAGCGUACCGACACGAGCUCUCCUUGCCGUGGCUAUUCGGCAAGACCGUCGUUCUGAUUGGCGAUCACGUCGAACGACUGCACAAUAAGGACUUUUGUCGAUUUGUUGGCGGCAAGUUCAUCUCGGCCGGGCCCGAGCAUGCUAUCUCGCCGCCUCCAUUCCACAAUGGCAUCGACGAAAAGCUUGGCUCGGCCAAUCAAACGAACUUUGUCCCGAGUCGGCCGACAGUGUGUUACGUCGAGCACUACGACUUUAUGAUGAUCUCAGUAUUCCACUAUGGUUUCAUCAACCGCGUCGAGGCUGAACGAGAGAACCUCCUGUGGGAUCCACACUUUUAUGCUCCAGGUGAGCCAUCGGUCAAUCUCGGCGCGCCGCACUGCUGCUUGCUCACCACGCCACUCUCGCGCAGGCAACGUGCAAGAUCGCAUCUCUUACCUCAUCAAAAAGCUCCUGAGGAAUCUAGAUCGUCAAGUCAACUUCAUCGAGUUCUCUUCGAGUGUGUGGGACUUGCGCCACUUCUCCGUCCUCGACGAACUGGCCAAGAAGAGCCAUCUGGACCCGCUUUCGGCUUCUCGCCUAGCAUGGUACUCGCAACGGUUGAAGGAUACGUUCGAAUACCUGGCCGAAUCGUUCCCUGGAACUCCCCUUUCCUGGCGUACGCUACAGCAGACCCCACUCUUCGAUGCGACACCCUUUGGCCGAGUGGCGGAGUUAGAUCGUGUCUCACGCAAAGUCAUUGAGGACCUGAAUCGUCAAUGGGCGGGCCACAUCACCUCCGACUGGAUCCACGAAUGGGAAAACGGACCCGACUCGUCGGCCCACUCCCCACCUACGAGCGACCCUAACCUAGCGAAACGCCAAGCCAUUUCCCAGCCGAGCGUAGCCAAGAAGUUAUCCCUCACGCGCGCCAGGGAGUCCAAGGUUUUCAACUCCUUCCUGUUGAGGAUCAAUGAGCGCAUCAAGGGAGAUAGCGUCACGAAGACGAGUGAAACGGAUAUGAGUGAUUUCAUAGGAGGUCCUGAUCCAUCCAAGGGAAAGCUUCGGAUUGCGAUCAACGAAUGGGGGGCUCUCAUGUGCGUCAAGCCGCGGAUCCCGUCGUUUGAUUUCUGGAGGCUGCGGGAAGCUGACGACUCGGCCAUCACAUCUCUUCUGCAGGCUCGGACAACCAACGGCCGACAACCAACUUUACACGCCGGCUUUACCCGGAGGGUACCUCUGGGGCGACAUGCUAUUGUUCUUGCAAGUCUUGGCGUCGGCCCUUCCAUCCCUGGUGUGAGCCGAGCUGACUCGUGUUUUUCCUUUUGACAUCCACAGGCUCGAAAAGGAGUUCGGUAACCACUGA
Microbotryum saponariae is the source of this 1934-nucleotide messenger RNA. Lineage: Eukaryota; Fungi; Basidiomycota; Microbotryomycetes; Microbotryales; Microbotryaceae. The record is from the annotation of a GenBank genome assembly.